Molecule: messenger RNA, 3964 nt
Organism: Selaginella moellendorffii
Lineage: Eukaryota; Viridiplantae; Streptophyta; Lycopodiopsida; Selaginellales; Selaginellaceae
Product: protein SPIRRIG
Source: RefSeq, a predicted model, not a curated record
AUAUAGAGGUGCUGUGAUAGAGAAGCUGGUUGUGCUACUCGGUAUCUCCUCGAAAUGGUUUCUGCCUUCGGAGCUCAAGUACGUGGCCGACUACGUCGUCAUGAGCUUCAAUCCGCCAGAGGUUGUUCGCGACUCUCCGAUAUCUCGGGAGGCCAUGGGGCUGCAGGUCAUCGUGAGAAACGUUCUUCUGGAAAUGCUGAUCGACCUGCAGAUGACUAUCAAUGCCGAAGACGUCUUGGAGACCUGGCACAAGACAGUCUCUUCGAGAAUCAUAACUUUUGUGCUGGACGAGGCGGCACACCCGACCACAAUGCGGUGGAUAAUGACCCUGCUUGGAGUUUGCAUAUCUUCGUCGCCAACUUUCUCGAUAAAGUUCCGUGCCAGUGGCGGAUAUCAAGCCAUUUCCCACGUACUUUCCAGCUUCUACGAUGCUCCGGAGAUAUACUACAUCCUCUUCUGCCUCAUGUUCGGGAAACCAGUUUAUCCUCGUCAACCGGAGGUCCGGCUGCUGGACUUUCACGCCUUGAUGCCCGGGGAAGCUAUCGAGGGAGAAAUUCUCUUCACGGAAUUCCUCGACUCCAUUCUACUCAUGUUCAAGGCAGCGUUUGACAAGAUGAGCCUUCAGUCACAAAUAGUGCAGCAGACAGGAGAUUUUUCGCAGUUUCCGGAGUCUCUGGCAGCUGGCUUUGCGAAUGGAUUCAAGGAUAUUGGAGGUGAUCUUCAGAGCGAAGCUCUCCUGCACAAGACAUAUGCUGCACGCCUCAUGGGUGGCGAGGCUGCAGCGCCAUCUCUCGUGACUUCGCUGCUGAGGUUUAUGGUGGAUCUGGCCAAAAUGCAUCGUCCUUUCUCGACAGCUUGCAGGCGUCUCGAUUUUCUCGAAGGAAGCGUGGAACUUUAUUUUUCCUGUGCGAGGUCUGCGGCAGCUAUCGAGGCUGCCCAAGGAAUCUCUGCCGAGGCAAACAACCAGUCGAGCUAUAAGUUCUCGGACGACUUCCAAGUUAUUAACCAGAAAGUUGGAGCCAAGGCCGACGCAGAGGAACCAGCAGCUCAGGAAGUAGAGCUCUUGGCUGUUUCAACCAAGUCUUCUCCAAUCGACAUAAUGAAGCCGUUCCAAGCUGACGAGUCCAUAGACAAUUUCUUCGUCUUUCCAUCCACGUACGCGGAAAACACCACCAACGGCGACGACACUCACUCUCAGCGUUCUUCGUCAUUCUCCAACGCUUUCACCGAGUCGUCAACUUCCGCAUUCGUGACGCUUCCACUGUCUCCGACAACGUCAGACAACUCGAGAAACGAGGCUGGAACUCCUUUGCCAUCGCGAACGCCUGGCAACAAUUUGGCGUCGUGGGUGAAAAGCACGUUUCCUAGCGACACUCCUGCUCCUUCCCGCUCUGCCAGCAGCAUACCAUCGAGAACGACGUCCAUUGUAAGCGCUUCAACACAUGGUCCUGCCAGUGACUCGGAUCGAUCAUCGAUUCAGGACGACAAGCAAGCUUUUCCGAUCACCAAGAAGCUCCUGUUGCAGCUGGAAUCUGCCGGUUCCGGGGGUGGACCUUGCUCCUCCGGUGCUACAGCCGUCUUGGACCUUGUGGCUGAGGUGCUAGCCGACGCUCUAGCUGAUCAGCUGAAAGCCACGCCACUGGUGGAAGCAACUCUGGAAGCUGUGCCUCUCCAUAUUGGUGGCGAUAUCGCUGUGGUGUUUCAAGGACUCUGCCUCUACCGGGUCAUGAACUUCCUCGAACGUCGUCUCCAACGUGAUGACGAGGAAGCACACAAGAAGCUGGACAGAGCUCGCUGGUCAUCAAAUCUGGAUGCAUUCAGCUCGCUCGUGGUGGAUCGUGUCUACAUGGGAGCAUUUUCGGAUUCGGCAGGGGUGUUGAAGGUGCUCGAGUUCUUGCUAUCGAUGCUGCAGCUGGCCAACAAGCACGGCCGGGUGGAGGAAGCAAUGACAACCGGCAGGAGCUUGUUAUCUCUUGCUCGUGGUGGCUUCAAGCAGCUCGAGCCUUUCGUCCAGUCCCUGCUACGUAACACCAACCGGAUGCUUCUGUUCUGCUUUCUCCCGUCGCCCACCACAAACGAGGAACUAACGUCGAGUAACACUGGCCUGCUAGCGAAAGGAGGACUGGACAUCACUUUGGUCCUGCAGCUCCUUAUAUCCCACAAGAAGCUGGUCUUGUGUCCCGGCAACGUCGACUCGGAGUUCCUGCAAUGCCUCCUCGUCAACAUCGUGCCUCUGCUUCAAGAUCCACGGCAGGCUGUUCGGACUCUCGCCGUGGAUGCAUGCAAAGUCUUGCUACACUACCGCAAAGAGGCACUGGAGGACAUUCUCGUGCUCAGGCACGCUUCUGGCGAGGCGCUGGACGUUUUCCACGGAGGUUUCGACAAGCUCCUGGCAUCCAACUCGAUCGGCUUCUAUACGUGGUUUGACGACGCUCACGAUGCCAUUGGACGGGUGCUGGAGCAACGUGCCUCGCUUGCAUGGAUGCAGUUUAUAGGUGGCGCGGCUCGAUUCAACUCUUCACGUCUCAAAAACUUCGAGGUGAGGCGGAAGAGAGAGAUGGGGAGGAGGAUGAAAGAUGCUAGCAAGGCGGACGGCCGCCACUGGGAACAGAUGCUGGAGCGCAGAGUUGCUCUCGACAUGGUGAGAGACUCUCUAUCGGCGGAGCUCCGGCUGAUGAGACAGGUGAAAUAUGGUUGGGUGAUACACGCCGAGAAUGAGUGGCAGGAUCAUAUCCAACAGCUCAUGCACGAGCGCGGGCUGUGGCCCGUUGUCAAGUCUGUAGCUGAGAGUGACAACGAGUGGCAACUCUGCUCUACCGAGGGCCCGUAUCGCAUGCGGAAGAAGCUCGUACGUUGCAAGCCGAAGAUUGACAUUGCUGCUCACGCACCUGAAGAAGCUGAAGCGGAAGUACUUCCCAAUGGUCAGGCCGGGUUCGCUGUGGACAUAGAGAAUCCGGACUACGACUCCUUCUUCCACAUCUUUUCCUUGGGCGUCGACAGUCCUAAGAAGAAUGCUGCCAAGGACUACCUCGAGUCCUUUGACGAAGAGGACACCGAGUCCAAAGGACGGGAAGACGAUGCAAAUUCCUUGUCGACCAGAGGUGACGGGACCAUCGAACGCAGCAGAAGCGCCAUCAACGACAGCGGGAAGAGCCCGGAAUCAAUCCAGAGAAGUAAGUCGGACGCUCAUGGGACUGCUCCGGGCUCUUCGCCAACUAAAACCGGCGACUUUCAGCUGGACGACGCAGACGACCAAGACUUCCAGGACGACGGAGAGUAUUUGAUAGCUCCCUACCUGGAGCGUGGCGAGAAGAUCAGGUUCCGUUACAACUGCGAGCGUGUUGCGGGGCUGGAUAAGCAUGAUGGAAUCUUUCUCAUCGGGGAGAGGUGUUUGUACAUCAUCGAGAACUACUUCAUCGACAGUGCCGGCCGGAUAUGUGAGAAAGGUGGUGAGGGCGAGCUUUCGGUAAUCGAUCAAGCACUGGGAGUGAAGACAAGCAUCUCGGUCGUCUUCGAGUCUACGCAGACCGCGACUUGGUCGGACACCGAGAACACAUGGCCGGGAGGGAAGGCUUGGGCUUGCAGUGGAGGUGCUUGGGGGAAGGAAAAACUCUCGUCGGGACGACAAAUGCCACACUCGUGGCGGAUGUGGAAACUCGACAGUGUGCACGAGCUUCUCAAGCGUUGGUAUCAGCUACGACCCGUUGCUAUCGAGCUGUUCAGCAUGGAUGGCUGCAAUGAUCUCUUGGUGUUCCACAAGGAAGAGCGAGAUGAGGUGUUUAAGAACCUUUUGUCCAUCAACUUACCUCGUAGCAGCAGGCUUGAAACGGCAAUCUCUGGAGUGUCCAAGCUAGACAGCAAUGAAGGAGGCCGGCUUUUCAAGACAAUGGCCAAGUCCUUUAGCAAACGCUGGCAGAAUGGCGAGAUAAGCAACUUUCAGUACCUCAUGCACUUGAUACGCUAG